GGGAGCGGGCGGCGGGCAUGGCCGGCACUGCGGGGCAGGGAGAGCGGGCGGGAGCCGUGCUGCUGCUGCGGGUUUCUUCCUGAUCAACGGCUUUAAAUGUGUUGGGGUUGUGUUUCUCUCUCACUUGUAAAAGCGCAGAAUUCAGGGAGGCUGUGUGUAUUUCUUUGCUGCGUUUAGGAGGCGUUGGUUUGGGUUGAACGCUGCCGUGUAACCGCACGGGUCUGGGGACGGGGAUGACCUCUGUCAUGACUCGCUUCUUAGGUUCAAGAAGAUCUGCACAAGCUUAAAGACAAAGUGAAAAAUAUCAGCUUGAAAGGAAAUGUGGAAGCUGAGGAUAUCAGCGACCUGGAAACAGCAAUUGAAAGAACUGAGUUUGGGCUGAGAGUAAGUAAUAUAGGGCAGAUCCAGAGGACGGCUCGUCUCUGAGAUCAGCGGCUGGACACACGGCCGUGUGCGGCUGUCCUGGAGCCCCUCUCUGAGCGGUGAAUGGUAGGAUUGAUUGCACACUGUGGUUCAGUACCGUGGCUUCCCUUUGCUGGUGUGCUCAGAAUUGAUUGUUUUGCGUUUCUUAGCUUUGGCCAAAAUCUGAUUGAGUCCAACAGAAGCACAAAGCCUAUCAACUUUUCGGUCAAGGGAGGAUCUAGUUUGCUAAGUUAACGCAUCCCUCGUACUUUUGUAAUUGUCUAAACCUUUUUCCCCUCUGGCAGAAACAUGCUGAAAACUAUUUAAGUGCUGUAAGCAGAGAAGUGUUAACUAUUUCUGCUACUGACAAUGAAGAAGUACGUUCCAAACAGCCCCCUGAAUGGGGCCUUCAAUGUGGUGCUUCUGAGAACCAGCUGGUUUUACCACCGGUGCCCGUUGAGUCCAUGACUGCCCAGGCAUGCAGCAGAGCAGCACUGCGCCUUUCUCCAGGCUCACAGAAGCAGCUGGAAAUGGAUAUGAAGGUUAUGCUUGACCCAGAAAGCAUCAAUAAGAAAGCUGUUUUGAAACAAAAGAGCUAUGAGACCAGGCUGCCACGUAUAACUAAGAAAAAACCUGCUCCUGACUUCUCUGUGUCUUCCCAGACACGUAGUCAGAAGGGAGUGAAGCGUCAAACCAGCAGCCAGCUUUGGGUUUUGCCUGCCUCUCAUCGUGUGGACUCUCCCUUACCCCUGUUAGAAGAAGAUAUGAAGAAAGAUAUUCUGAGCCUAACUGAACGAAGGCUUAUCCCUCCAGCAGCAAAGAUAACUCUCCAGACACCUGUUGUAUCCAAAGCAGCUCCUCUCCAUGAAUUCCACAGGCAGCGCAAGAAGUCAGCUGUAGGACAGAUUAGUAGUAAGGUGGAACCGGUGAGUACAGACGCUUCCACCUUUCCAAGCUCAAAGGAAGCAACUGGCAGCUCAUACUCCUCUAGCAAAGGUAAGACUGCAUCACUGCUACCCAGCAGCUCCCUGGAUUCGACCAGAAAAUCAAAGCCAGCGCAGGCAUACCCGGCUCAACAGCUUCAGUGUGAGCUGCAGGCUGCACAGACGCAGGAUCCAUCUCCUGACUGCAACAUUGCUGUUUGCCACGGCACUAUCGACCAGACUGCUCCAGGCUUUCUGGCAUUCAAACAACGUCAUUGUUUGUCCUGGGGGAGCAUUGUCUAUUUUUUGGAACGCACAGAGAAGCUUCUCCAGGCCUACGCUGUACCAUUGGCUACAAUAAGCUGUCAGAAGUUGGUGGAAGCGGCAUCGGACUUUGUGCUUAACGAGAACCCCACCAAAAGUGACAUACUGUCAGUGAUAGAGAAUCGAUCGACUGUGGAAAGGAUUUUAAACCGACCUGGCCAAAGAUACAAAGGCCAAGGGGGUACUGAAAUGGCGGCUGUGAAGAUCCAGGCAACGUGGAGGCGUUACCAGGCCAGGACAGCCUACGUCCGCUUCAGGCAGCAGCAGUGGGCAUCAGGUGUGAUUGCCAUUUCUUGGCUCCUGCACAAUCACAUGGCACGUGUGAAAAAGACCCUGAAGGAAUCACGUCAGAGACACCUGGAGAAUUUUUACAUCAGGGCCAAGCAUCUGGCAGCCAACUGGAAUCGCAUCAGGACCUCCAGGAGGACUAUUAUCCAUAUCCCAUCAUUAGGAUAUUCCCAGUGCAUCCGUGAACAUAUUCCAGAUCUUGCUCUUCAACAGAACUUGCAGCUGGGGAGGCUGUGCGACAUCCUGGAUGCCAACGUGGACGUCAUCUACAUCUGCCCCCUUCAUCUGAGCGAGGAGUUACUGCAGUAUUACAAUAAACUCCUGGGUCUGCAGGCAGCUGUUAGAUCUGGGAACCCUGAGGACAUGAGUGACCUGCAGGACAGGUUCAAAAUUCUCACCCCUGAAGCUAUAAACAGCUUCCCUAAGCAUCACAUGUGCCUAGCCACUCAGCUGAAGUACAGUCCCAAGACAAUCCAAAGAAUAAAAAUCCUUAUCCAGAGUAGAGACGCCUACAUUAUCGGAGGGGUUCCCCACAAAGAUGAUCUAGCAGUGGCUGACAUGUUAAAUGUGCCUAUAUUGGGCUCAGUGCCAGAAGUGGCUCAUCUCUAUAGUACCAAGUCUGGAAGUAAACGAAUUUUUGCCAGUGCUUGUGUGCCAACCCCUCCUGGAGAAUCUGACAUCUACAGCCACGAACAGCUGAUCAGUGCUCUCAGCCAGCUGGUUGUGGACAACAUGGAAGUGCAGCGCUGGCUGUUUAAAAUGAAUGACGAAUCUGGAGGAAAUGGCACUGCCUUCUGUGAUAUUAUCUUACAUUUGGAGUGCUACCACUGGGUUCUAAAGGAACGUCAGAAGCACAGCCCUGAGACAUGGAGUAAGAAGUGGGCACAUGAGCCAGCUUUGGUGAAGAUCUCCCAGGAGCUGCCGGGCCUUUUAGCACAGCACGUACAGCCAGUCAAUGAGAAACGAUUCCCUACAUGGGAAAAAUUCCUCCAAACAUUUCUUAGUCAAGGUGGUGUGAUAGAAGCCUUCCCACUCUCAGAAAAUGUCACAAACCUUACAGUGGAUAUGCUGAUAGAGCCGACGGGCGACAUAAAAGUAGUGUCGUCAGGAGACCAGCUCCAUGCUGACGGACCUCUGCGAUCAUCUGGCACUACCAUUCCACAAAGUUCUGUUGAUCCAGCAGUUCUUAAUUCACUCUGCUUAAAAAUUGGAGAAGCCUGUAAAUCGAAAGGAGUGCUUGGUUACUUCUCAGUUGAUUUUGUGACUUUCAUCCAUCCACAAACAAUGGAACAGCAGGUAUGGGCAACAGACCUUGACCUUUGCUAUAGUGACCAGCUGGCCUUGACUCAGCUCACGCUCUAUGUGUCAGAUGGAAACAUGGAUUGUUGCUCUGGCCUUUCUGAAGUACCUCUUGGUUCAAGGAAAAUGAAAAGCCAAUGCACUCAGCUCAAGGAGACAAAAACACUUUCUCCAGGAAGCAGCCGCUGUGCAGUAGCAAGCAGUCAGCUGAGGCACUCCAGUCUUUCAGUCAUCUACUACAGUGUUCUCCUCCAGAUGUGUAAAGCUCAUGGUAUUGGAUUUGACCUCCAGCAAAAACAGGGAACUGUUUUUAUAUUGUAUGACGAUCAGAAGCGAUGCAGAUUGGGAAUGAUAACAAUCGGAGAGGAUCUCCAGGGGGUCCUCAUGACCUUUGCUCGCAAUCUCUUCAUCAUCCAUCAAGAAAUAUCAGCACCUAAUAUGCAAGGCGAGACCAAUUUUAAGAUGGCAAUUCAGGAUAUUGAAGCAAUUCUAGGAGUUACAGCAGAAAACAAACUGAAAUUGGAAGAAGAGCAUCCUUCAAAAGCAGAUGCUCUGAAAGAAUAGUUAACAGAAGAUGUUUAAGUGCUCUUUAUACUUCUGGAAAUGCUUUCUCAUCUGUAAGAACAGGUUUGGUUUUCCUUCUGCACUGGCAUGUGAAUGUAACCUGGGACAAUAAGUAUCCAUGAUUUUUGAAUACAGUAAUUACAGAAAUAGCCCUUAUUUCACAAAAUAAUCUAUUCAAAAACAGAGAAUCAUAGUAAAUGUCCCUAAUAUUCAUAUGGUGAGUCCUGAAAUAUAGUAUUUGUUUUUAAAACCUUAUUAGUAGAAUCAUGGACUCUAAAGGAGAGGAGAUGAUCUACUCUGACCUACAUGCCACAUAUAUAUUUGUACUUUUACCAAGCCUACAACUUAAAAUGGUCUUAUUGUAUCUUCAUGAGCUACCUUCCAAGAUAGGUUAAUGGAGGCAGACAGUCUGCUGUAUCCCUAGCUAAUCCCCCAGUGAACUGUCCUUAAAGCCAUUGCCUCGCACUUAGUCUGAAUUUGUUUGACUUCAGCUUCCAGGAUUGGAUCUCGUUAUGCUCCUGUCUCAGAAAAUGAAGAACUGUUUGGUGUAAAAUCACACGUUUCUGUGGAACAAACCUUUUUGUUCCUAGACUCAAAAUUCCUAAGUGAGAUUUGCUUUGCUAAUAUUCCCAUAGAAGUGGUGUACCCAGACCUCAUGAAGUAUUCCAGUAAUUUUGUCUCUGGUGUUAUAAAAUGAAAAUGCCAUUCUCUACAUUUUACUGCUUCCCUGCAUGUAUGUUGAGAUACCAUCCUAUGUUUGUCACUAAUCAGAUCACCAGAUCAUUCCUGAUUGAAAACAGUUCUGGGAUCCCAAACUCCCUUUUGAACCUACUGUCUACUAAAAUACAGGCUUCCAACAUAGGAGUAAGUUCUGGGUUCUUCUACCUGUAAAUAAUUUACUUCAUUGCUUUCUUAUCUAGAAGUCUAGCAUCUCACGUUCCUCUUUAGAACCAAACAUCUUUAUUGCUAUCAUUCCUGCUUUUGCAGCAGUUAUUUUAUGCUGUUUCAAAUUAUGAAAAAUAAUAGCAAUAACAUUGGUGCAACAGUAGAUUCUGAGAUUCACGUUUGUACUAUAAUUCCCAGUAUGCUGUGACUUUUGCAGACCUCUUCAUCAGAUAUAUUCUGUAUUUCAGAUACUGCUGACUUUUUCAUCAGAAUUAUUGUGUGUUGUUAUAUUGAGAACAACUGCUACAUUUGUACCUGUGUCCAUCAGAUCCGUAACCUUAUCCCAAAAGAAAACACAUUCUAAAUUAUACUGUAGAAGAGCUCAUCUUCCUCCCUUGGAUGCUUAUUAUUGUAUUAUGCAUGGCAAAUAUAUCUGGACUUACUGCCCAAAAACCUCAGGCAAAAUCAGUUUUGAGACAAGUUAUGAAUGUGAGCAAGCAAUGAGAGAUCAGCAUCUACUUUUUCCAGUGCCUCUGAGUCUUUGACCUAUCAGUUUCACACACAGCCUUUUGUGUUAACAUUUUUCUCUUCUUACUUAGUCACAGAAGUCAUUCCUUGCAGAUGGGUUUAAACUAAAAAUCUAAGCAUAUUUUUGUUUAAUUCUUGUUUGUCCUUGUACCUUAUUUGACAUCAUCUCAAUGUUGUCGUUUUUUUUCCACAGAAAUUUUACACAAAUUUUUGUAAUGUGAAAUUUAACAGUGAACAUACUUCCUAGAAGUUUUCGUAGUUAGUAAUGACAACAACAUAGGUCUUUUUGGCUGUGGAAGGCAUAGCAGUGAUCUCUCAUUUGCCAAGAAAUACUUUGCCCAGAAAACAUAGUAUAAUUUCUCAUUUGUUCUUCCAACAAGAUGAGAUGUUUUUGUUCUGUGUUCUUCUUUGACAUGCUACAGACUAAUGUGCGUUUCUUACCUUCUCACUGCAUUCAUAAUACAUUCUUUUCUGUUUUAGUGCCAAGAUACUCUUCAAGGAUUUUUCACCUAGCUUGAUCUCCAAGCUCUAUUAAUGUCCCAGUUUGAAUACAAUUUAAAAAAAAAAGAAAGAAAAAGCAGAAACCUGGGGUAGGAGGUAUAGAAGAACUGUAUACUCCUAGGUAUCAGCCUAGGAGUCAGCUAGUUUCUUAAGGGUUAAGGAAAAUUAAGCUUUGAUCCAAGCCAGAACAACAUAAGGUCUGAGAGGCUCAUUAGUUCACUGGCACUUAAUAGACUUCAGUGUCCUAGGAGUAAAUGAAACCUGUACUUCCUUAUGUCUUUGUUCUGUUCUGACAAAAGACAACUGUACCUGUUUUUGCAGAGGACAAGUGAUCUGAAAGUUCCCGUGGUGAGAGAGAUUUCUCAGCAUGUGCAAAGUGUGAAAUGUAUUUCGAGGAAAAAAGUUUUUAAUUACUAUUAACACUUCUGAGUGUUGAGCUGAUGGAUGGAUUGAAAAUGCUUCACAGUCUCUCACAUUCAACUCCCAUGCUGCUGGUGCCAAAAGUGUAUUAUUAUUUUUUUUUAUAAUACAACAGCUAUAAACUGAAAUCAUCAUCUUCCAAAAAGAAGUCAGAAAUAUAGCUAUUAUUCUCCUGUUCUGACUAUGGAAAUAUUUAUUUCCAUGCCCAGAGUUCUUGAACCAUAGCAAGAAUUUUAGCAGUAUUUAGAAUAGGAUCUAUACUAGGAAGAAACACAGCAAGUGGGAAAUGUGGGAAUCAAGAGAUAAAAGAUGACCCAGGCAUAGCUGCUCAUCAGCAAUUGCCAAAGAAUUCUGCAGCUAAUAACAGCAAAAGCCCAGGGUGGUUCCCCAGCUGCAAGGUGCAGAGGAAUGCUUGUGGAAGAACAGGAGGGGCAGUGGGGCUGGGCAUCAGCUGCAGAAGACAGACAAUUAAAAUAAAGGUAUCAUGCUUUCAGUGGGCGAGGGCUGCAAAUGAAGACAUGCAUUCAGUUGAUAGCAUUUCAUGAAUCUCAACAGCUUUUUAAAAUUACAUCUGUGUUAAUUAUGGUUGUGCAAGAACUGACAGACUGUAGCUUAUGUUCUCUCCCCACCAGUAUGCACAAUGCACAAAGCACCAACCUGUCUCAUGUCUGUGUGAAAUCUUGUCACCUCCAUGCACAGGGCUGUUGUUCCUGUCCUGUAGAGCGUUCCUCAGAUCUUAGACAUUGAAGCAGUGGCCAACACAUGACCAUCGUUUCUGUAGCUCUUGCUGUUGGCUUUGACGUUAAUGAUAGCUCAGCUGCUGUGCGCUACUCUGUAGUUUGCUUGGGAAUACUCCUUGCUGUAAAAGCUCUGCUUCUUUGCGAUUGACUACACAGACAUCUGGAGCUGGAGAGUGCAUCUCAGCAGCAGAGGAAUACAACAGAUAGGAAACCUCCCAGUUCCUUUAAAAAAUCUGGUCUUUAAAAAGUAAGUUUAGGAGAAUUUGCGGCUAAAAAGUAACAAAUCCCUGGAAAUGUAAGAUGUAAAAAAGGCACUACCAGAACUGCCUGACUACAUCAGAAUCCAACACGGACAGAGACCUUAAUUGUGAAGCUAAAUGUUAAUGGAAGUCUUUUGACAGCAUGCUCCGUACUAGACUAACUCCAUCUUCACCUUUAAGGAAUUGUCAUUCUGGUCCUGAUUCUGGAGUACUGUCAAGCAGGCAGUGUUUUGCUGUGCACUGGAAGAUGCAGGUGGUCCUUCACCCCAUCUGCAGAACACAUUGUCUCAGCAAGGAUACAGCCGUGUUCACUCAACCAGCAAGAAGUUCUGCUGCUGGAGCUGAAGAAUUCUCCCUUUGUUUAUUUUUAACAGCAAAGUAUUGUGAAAUAACUCCUUUAAAAACCCCAAGUAACUGUGAUGAGGUAUGCUGGUUGGAUAGGCAGUGUAUGCUCACUGAGUAACCCUGAGGUCCCUCUCACAAUGUAACACAGCUUUGCCCUUCACCUCAGCUCCCACCCCUCCCACUGCUGCUGCUAAUAAAGAUAGAUACCAAAGGGAGCUCUAUGCUCUAUUAAUUAUGGGAGGUGAGUUUGAUGAUUAUUAAUUACUGGUCCCACAGACACAUAGCGCAUUGUAGUAAAUAAACAGGGCGCGUUGUUGGUAGUAAUUCAUGAAUAGCUCAACGAUUUAAGACUGCUGAGCGUGAAAUAGUCUCUCUGUAAUUAUUUAAAGGAAAAGUCUGCCGCUCUUCUGUACAAUUUUCCUCAAGCAGAACGGCUGUCGGUUCAAACCCCAGCUUUUAUUGAGGUACAACAGGACACCACGCGUCUGACGCCGCUCCUCACAGCACUGCAGCGCGCCGCCCCUCAGCGCCUUUUCCCG
Meleagris gallopavo (turkey) is the source of this 8018-nucleotide messenger RNA. NCBI's taxonomy places the organism in Eukaryota, Metazoa, Chordata, Aves, Galliformes, Phasianidae. The record is from RefSeq and is a predicted model, not a curated record.